Cutaneotrichosporon cavernicola is the source of this 1488-nucleotide messenger RNA. RefSeq lists its product as uncharacterized. Bases 1 to 1488 code for a protein of 495 amino acids. Lineage: Eukaryota; Fungi; Basidiomycota; Tremellomycetes; Trichosporonales; Trichosporonaceae. The record is from RefSeq and is a predicted model, not a curated record. The transcript is spliced from 3 exons.
AUGUCUGGUACACUCAUUGAACGUUCGUUGUACGAACGACAUUCAUUAGUCUUACGCUCUUACUUUCGUUUCAUUUCUCUUCUUUCCUUCCAAGUCUUCAACAUGCGUUUCCAACUUCUGUCUAUUCUCGCCGUUCUGGCUUCGGUCUCGGUUGAGGCUUCGCAGCCGGAGGUUCGUGACCUCGCCAACCAGGCUGGCCCUGCUGGCGUCGCACGCUCCUUUGAGCGGCCUCACGGCAACAUGCGCCGCAGCCGUUCGCGUCACAACAAGCGCAAGACGUGCCGUGUCCGUCCCAGUGCGUCCGGCUCGGCUCCCACCACCUCAUCCGGUCCCGCCGACAGCAACUCGUUCGCCGCGGACAAGGGAGGCAAGCCCUCGGUUUCUGCCUCUGACUCUGCCUCUGACUCUACCUCUUCCUCUCCUUCUGCUUCUCCCUCUGCUUCUGGAUCAGCUCCCGCCGACGGUGCGUCCAAAGAGGACAGUUUCGAGGAGGCUGAGGCGUCCUCGGCCUCGUCAGCGCCGGCCAAGCCUGCCCCAACUGCUGCCGGCUCCGGCGGCGUCAACACCGCGGACAAGGUGCUUGCUGGCGACGUUGACAAGUGGAUCGGCACCCUCGCCCCUGAGCAGGGCCCCGUGGGCACCGCCAUCGACACGUUCACUACCGGUGGCGGUGGCCCCGGCGUUACCAUGAUCGACAAUGCUGGCGCGGUCAAGCAAGGCUCGUUCGACAGCAUGACCAUCGAGGGCAACAAUCCCGGCCUUAAGACCGCGUACGGCCUCGCCAGCUUCAACGGCGACUCGGCCACCUUCAAAUUCCGCCAGGGUCAGGUGGGCGACAACGAUUCGUGGUUCUGGUACACGACCCCGGACCCCGGCAACACUGGUAUGGACCUCACAGCCGCACGCACUGCCUCGUUCACCUACACUGUCAAGUUCCAGGACGGCUUUGACUGGAAGCUUGGAGGCAAGCUCCCGGGCUGGUAUGGCGGUGACUCUGCCGACGCCGGCAAGCAUUGCACUGGUCACGCUGGCAGCUCGUCGUGCUUCACGUCGCGUCUCAUGUGGCGCUCGGGAGGUGUCGGCGAGGUCUACAACUACUACUGGGGCUCGAAGCAGGCUUACUGCACCGACCCGUCCACGUACAAGGUCGGCAAGUCCGAGGUCAUCUGCCACUCCGGUUCGGGCGACUCUCUCGGCCGUGGCGCGUUCAACUUUGAGGCCGGCAAGGCCGUCACCAUCACCAACACCGUUACGCUUAACACGAUGAACGGCAACUCUCCCAACGAGGAUGGCAGUCAGGUCAUCGUCGUCGACGGCGUCAAGGUCAUCGAGGCGAACAAGCUCGUCCUCCGUCACCACGAUGCGGGCCGCAUCCGCGGCCUCUUCUUCUCGACGUUCUUCGGCGGCAGUGGUGGCUCGUGGGCCAGCCCCAAGGAGCAGGAGGUGACGUUCAGCGACAUCUCCGUCUCGAUCCUUGAGAAGCUCUAA